AUGGCUUCAGCUUCGGCGUUGUUUACUGCCUCGUGGGGACAGACCUUGACCUAUCUAUUGGCCGUCUGUCCCUUCUCCAUCGCCUUUCUGGUCUUUAUCAAUUCCUCCGUCUCAUUUGUGGUGACGGACCUGAUUGGGCUACAAAAAGGAGAAGGGGAUGCUGUAGGAACUUUGGGAUUUGCGGAUGAACUGCUGGCACUGAUUGCCUGCCCGCUUUGGGGAGUCCUCUCGGACCGCAUCGGGGUCCGCCAUGUAUGUACUAUUGGCUAUGUAAUCAUAGCCAUCGCUUUGGUUCUUUUCGUGCAGGCCACGAAUAUAUAUCCGCAGCUUCUUUUGGGAAGGCUGUUGUUCAGUGUGGGCGGUUCAGCCGUGUCGACCAUGGUCACCGCAGUCUUACCGACUAUUACGGGAAGAGCACUUGGUGCCCAACCGUGCCAGAUAUCUGUGCCUUCGGAUCAGACGUUCUCGCCGGAACAGACCAGCAGCCAACCCCACCGAGGCACAGCUGACCCUGUCCGCGACUCAUCUUCUGCUCGCCUCUCGGGGUUUGUAGCUCGAUUCGAGAAAAUGGGACUUUCACCGUCCCAGGCCAUCCAGCGCAGCUACUACCUGGUCGCUGCUGUGGCCGUGAUCAUUGGUCUCAUCUGCUUUGUCGGCCUCCGAGAUCUUCCGGGGGAGCAAGGGAAAGGGUGGAAAGCUCUGUCGAAUGUUUCUUCUCAUUCAUCGGAACAGUCAGAAGAGGAGCAGCACGUGGCCCAUGUCCAGCCUCCGAGACUGCCAUACUGGAAUCAAUUGACGACUGCAUUCCUCCUGGGCUUCCGCAAUCGCGAUAUUGGCCUAGGCUACAUCGGAGGGUUUGUAGCCCGUGCUUCGUCGGUGGGAAUCUCGCUAUUUAUUCCCCUGGCGGUUAACCACUACUAUCGAGCGUCGGGUCUAUGUGACGACCACGAACCAGAGCCUGGAACCGGGCUCGGGGAUAUGAAACGAGCGUGUCCGCGUGCAUACAUCCUGGCGUCUAUUCUGACCGGCGUGUCUCAAUUGGUUGCCCUGCUCGCCGCUCCAGCCAUUGGGUUUCUCACGGACAAGUCGCAUCGCUACCACUUCCCUCUUCUGGUGGGCGCCCUCGUGGGAAUUGCGGGCUAUGUGGCAUUCCCGCUGCUGCCCAGCCCUCAGUUUCAGGGGCCCGGUGGCAACGUGGCCGUGUUUGUGGUGAUGGCCCUGAUUGGGAUUAGUCAGAUCGGCGCGAUUGUCUGUAGCUUGGCCGUGCUGAGCAAUGGGAUUUUACAGGUCAACAUCGACGAGUCUUCACGAAAAUCUACCGACCGGCGGAUCGAGCCCCACGUGGAGCCGGAGAGCCAACCGCUCCUGGCGGAGACCGGCAAUGAACUGCUGCAACUCUCCCAGUUGAAAGGGUCCAUUGCCGGGGUCUACUCGUUAUAUGGCGGGGCAGGGAUUCUGGUGCUCACCAAAGUAGGUGGGUGGCUAUUUGACGCGCUGUCCUCUGCCACGCCCUUCUAUAUCCUCGCUGGGUUUAACGGCGUGUUGCUCGUCACGGGGCUGGGCUGUGGAGCCCUGAAUCAUUUAGCCCCAAGGUGA
Messenger RNA from Penicillium alfredii, 1596 nucleotides. RefSeq names its product putative MFS transporter. Gene Ontology annotation, biological process: transmembrane transport. The record is from RefSeq and is a predicted model, not a curated record. Gene Ontology annotation, molecular function: transmembrane transporter activity. The transcript has 3 exons. The coding region runs from base 1 to 1596 and encodes 531 amino acids. Lineage: Eukaryota; Fungi; Ascomycota; Eurotiomycetes; Eurotiales; Aspergillaceae.